UCCAAUCAGAUCACAAUUCAUUUUGGAACGCAGCGAAUGGGAUUCGAGUAAGCCUGCAUUUAAACCACGGUGAUUCACUCUUUGGUAUUGUACAGUGCAGUGUUUUCUGUCUUCACCAAAUCAACUUAUCUUUCGAAAUGGCUCUCCCUAUGACUAGAAGUCGCCUGGCUUCCUCAGAGAACCAAACUACUCUGCCGGGCAAGGCUGUUUUGGGAACUAAGCCUACACUGAGACCACGAGCAGCGCUCGGCGAAAUCGGAAAUGUUGGAGUGCCCAGACAGACUUUGAAAAAGAAUGCAAAGGCAGAAACUACUAAAGUGGUUGACAGGAAGACCAGCACGCGGGCUGAAAAAGCCCAGGUGGUUCAACCACCAAAAAUAGUAGUUUUUGCCCCUGUUCAGGUUUUGCCUGAGCCAAUGUCUCCCACACCAAUGGAGACCUCUGGCUGUGCUCCCAACGAGCUGUGCCAGGCCUUCUCAGAUGUCCUACUUAAUAUCAAGGAUGUAGAUGCUGACGACUAUGACAACCCCAUGCUCUGCAGUGACUAUGUGAAGGACAUCUACAAAUAUCUCCAGAAACUUGAGAUUGAUCAGGCUGUCAAACCCAACUAUCUGGAGGGACGGGAAAUUACAGGCAACAUGCGUGCUAUCCUCAUCGAUUGGCUUGUCCAGGUCCAAAUCAAGUUCCGCCUGCUGCAGGAGACCAUGUUCAUGACUGUGGGAAUCAUUGAUCGCUUCCUUCAGGAUAACCCAGUGCCCAAAAAGCAGCUCCAGCUUGUUGGUGUGACAGCCAUGUUCAUUGCCUCCAAAUAUGAGGAGAUGUACCCUCCGGAGAUCGUAGACUUUGCCUUUGUUACCGACCAGGCCUACACCACUGCACAGAUCAGGGACAUGGAGAUGAAGAUCCUAAGGGUGCUGAAGUUCAGCUUUGGCCGCCCUCUCCCCCUCCAGUUCCUCAGAAGGGCCUCAAAGAUUGGCGAGGUGACUGCUGAGCACCACACCCUGGCAAAGUACUUUGUGGAGCUCACCAUGGUGGACUACGAGAUGGUGCACUUCCCUCCCUCCCAGGUGGCCAGUGCAGCCUUUGCCCUCACCCUGAAGGUCUUCAACUGCGGUGAAUGGAGCUCCACACUACAGCAUUACAUGAACUACACAGAAGACAGCCUGGUCCAUGCCAUGCAGCACAUCGCUAAAAAUGUUCUGAAGGUGAACGAGGGACAAACUAAGCAUAUGACGGUUAAGAACAAGUACUCUAGUCAGAAGCAGAUGAGAAUUGCAACUAUUUCACAACUAAAGUCUUCGCUGAUCAAGGACCUUGCAAAACAACUCACCCUAUGAGAUGCCUGCUGGAGCUAUGUGCUGCUUGUACUGUACAGAAUAUAUGACUUAUGUUUUUAUUUUUUUAGUUAAGUCUUAACAACUGGGAGACAUGUUAGUGUUGAAGUGUACAGCUUGUGUUCCAAAACCUGGGUGUUGGACUUCCUGGUAAUUAAAUGCAUUGACCUAAAGUAGGUCAUGUUCUGCCUGGCAAUCAAUGUAACUUGCAUGUAUGAUCAAGACUGUAUAUUCAUGUAAUGCCAAUAAACAUUUUAUAAACUUUUAAA
Oncorhynchus keta (chum salmon) is the source of this 1603-nucleotide messenger RNA. RefSeq names its product G2/mitotic-specific cyclin-B1-like. Lineage: Eukaryota; Metazoa; Chordata; Actinopteri; Salmoniformes; Salmonidae. The record is from RefSeq and is a predicted model, not a curated record. Gene Ontology annotation, molecular function: cyclin-dependent protein serine/threonine kinase regulator activity. Gene Ontology annotation, cellular component: mitochondrial matrix; cytoplasm; cyclin B1-CDK1 complex. Gene Ontology annotation, biological process: mitotic metaphase chromosome alignment; regulation of cyclin-dependent protein serine/threonine kinase activity; mitotic cell cycle phase transition. The coding region runs from base 138 to 1337 and encodes 399 amino acids. The transcript is spliced from 9 exons.